Molecule: messenger RNA, 12592 nt
Organism: Gambusia affinis (western mosquitofish)
Lineage: Eukaryota; Metazoa; Chordata; Actinopteri; Cyprinodontiformes; Poeciliidae
Product: protein unc-80 homolog
Exons: 66
Coding region: 502-10776 (3424 amino acids)
Biological process (GO): monoatomic cation homeostasis
Cellular component (GO): cation channel complex; axon
Molecular function (GO): monoatomic cation channel activity
Source: RefSeq, a predicted model, not a curated record
GUUUUUAAAAAAAUCUGCCUUUAUAUUUAAUAAUAAAACAGUAAAACAUCUAUAAUCCUGGUUUAUGGGAUGAAGGUCAGGCUUGAUGAUGAUGAAGAUGCUUCUUCCCAGGUCAUUAACCAACCUGUUGACGCUGACAGAUGUCAGCAGAGACGCAGCGUCUUCAGACGAGCUGCACCCCGUACAGAGCCCCCAUCUGCGGGGUGGAGGAGCCAGAAACGAUCGACUCCCGCCCGCUGCUCCGCGGAGGUGCAGACAUCAUUUCGCUCUCCCCCUUUUUCCUCCUCCUCCUCCUGCCGCCGCUCUCUCUCCCUCUCAGUUCCCACAGCCGCCGAUCGACACUUGCAGCCAUUUUACGCAGGAUGAACCCAAUCAUGUGCUGAGGAGGGAAGCGGGGGAGGAAGGCUGUGCGGAUCACCUGGACGGAACCAGGAGCCGCAGAAGCAGCGGGAGCGCCAGCCGCGGCUCCCGGUCAGCCAGCAGCACCGGUCCGGGGACAACAUGGUGAAGAGGAAGAGCCUGGACGAAAACGAGCCGGAAUGCGGGAAGGGAGUCCCGUUCCCCAUCCAGACCUUCCUCUGGAGGCAGACCAGCGCUUUCCUGCGGCCGAAGUUGGGGAAACAGUAUGAAGCGUCCUGCGUGUCCUUUGAGCGGGUCCUGGUGGAGAACAAGCUGCAUGGCCUGUCUCCCGCCCUGUCCGAGGCCAUCCAGAGCAUCUCCCGCUGGGAUCUGGUCCAGGCUGCGCUGCCCCACGUCCUGCACUGCACCUCCAUCCUGCUGUCCAACAGGAACAAGCUGGGCCACCAGGACAAGCUGGGAGUGGCGGAGACUAAGCUGCUGCACACGCUGCACUGGAUGCUGCUGGACGCCGCACAGGAGUGCAACCAGGAGGCGUUGGGCAACCAGGGCUGGUCCCGGGGCGGCAGCAGCAGCAGCGCCUUCCUCCAGCCGGUGGGGAACCAGGGCUCCUCGCCGGGUGCCCCCAGCUCGGGCUCCGGCUCGGGGCCGCAGCACGGCAGCUCCCUGCUGGAGGACGACGAGAACGCGCGGGCGAAGCUGUUCCACAAGAGCAUGGCCACCGUGGAGCUGUUCGUGUUCCUGUUCGCGCCACUCAUCCACCGCAUCAAGGAGUCGGAUCUGACCUUCAGGCUGGCCAGCGGCCUGGUGAUCUGGCAGCCAAUGUGGGAGCACCGGCAGCCCGACAUCCCGGCCUUCACCGUCCUGAUCAAACCGGUCCGGAACAUCGUGACUGCUAAGAGAAACUCCCCAGUCAACAACCAGUGCAGCCCCCAGGGGUCUGCCAACCAGAGUCCCCUGGGCUUCCAGGUGGUCUGUGAAGCCGGCCAAUCAGAUUCCUCCUCCCCUGCAGCAGGUGAGCAGAGCUGUCGCCGUGCCAACUCGGUGGAGAAGGGAGGGACAUCCCAGCAGCCCCCGGCGGCCAAGGGGCCCUCCAAGAAAAAGACGUCAGCUCCCGCCGGUCUGCCGGUGUCUCUGGCGCACCGCGCCCGCUACGCCACCUACUUCGACGUGGCGGUGCUGCGCUGCCUGCUGCAGCCCAACUGGACGGAGGAGGGCGUGCACUGGGCCCUGAUGUACUACCUGCAGCGCCUGAGGCAGAUCAUGGAGGAGCGACCGGAACGCAACCCGGAACCCCUGGUCGCCCCGCUGCCCCGCCCUCGCAGCAGCUCCAUGGUGGCUGCCACACCCUCGCUGGUCAACACCCACAAGACCCAGGAUAUGAGUCUGAAGUGCAACGAAGAGGGCAAAUCUCUGAGCACUGAGACCUUUGCCAAGGUUUCGCUCACCAACCUGCGCCGACAGGCUGUCCCUGACCUGUCCUCUGACCUGGGCAUGAACAUCUUCAAGAAGUUCAAGAACCGGCGGGAGGACCGGGAGAGGAAGGGCUCCAUUCCCUUCCAUCACGCCGGAAAGAAGCGGCAGCGGCGCAUGGGCGUCCCCUUCCUGCUGCACGAUGACCACCUGGACGUCUCGCCCACACGCAGCACCUUCUCCUUCGGAAGCUUCUCGGGCCUGGGCGACGAGCGGCGGGCUCUGGACCGCGGCGGCUGGCAGGCCACCAUCAUGGGUAAAUUCACACGCAGAGGCAGCACAGACACAGCUGCCGACGCCGACAGCCUGAGCGCCAAGCACUCCCACUCCCACCACUCCCUGCUCAGAGACAUGCCCGACCACUCCAACAGCCACAGCGACAACACGGUGAAGGAAGUGCGAUCUCAGAUCUCCACCAUCACCAUGGCGGCGUUCAACACCACGGUGGCCUCCUUCAACGUGGGCUACGCCGACUUCUUCACCGAGCACAUGAAGAAGCUGUGCAACCCGUCCGUUGCGCCCGAAAUCCCCGUGGAGUCGCUGGCCUGCACCAACCUGCCCCGCAGCCUCACCGACUCCUGCAUCAACUACUCCUGCCUGGAGGAGGGCGAGAACAUCGAGGGCACCAACAACUUUGUGCUGAAGAACGGCAUGCUGGACCUAACAGCUGUGCUGCGGGCGCUCCACGCCGUUCUCGCCCACGACAUCAGCUCCAGGAUCUGCGAUGUGGCGCUCAACAUCAUCGACUGCCUGCUGCAGCUGGGCGUCGUCCCCGACAUGGGCAAGAAGCUGUCCAAGCCGGACAACAAGGAGAACCAGGAGGCCCGGGCCAAAGACCCGGCCGGUGGCGCCCAGGGCUGCGGUCCUCUUCCAGGAGCCGGCGGGGGUGGAGACGGAGGUGGAGGAGGGGGGAGCGGCGGAGGCAGUGGGCAGGGGAGCAAGGAUGACGUCAAGAAUAACAAAGAGAAUGACAAAAAAGAGGAAGAGAGUUCUGGUUUCAGCACCCACCGCCUGGCUCUCACCAUGCUGAUUAAGAUAGUUAAGUCUCUGGGCUGCGCUUACGGCUGCGGGGAGGGCCACCGAGGACUGUCAGGAGACCGCCUCAGGAUGCAGGCCCAGAAUUGUCUGACUAAUCUGUAUAAGCUGGACAAAGUGCAGUUUCGCCAAACAAUGCGCGAGUAUGUCAACAAAGACUCCCUCAAUAACAUUGUGGACUUCCUGCACGCACUGCUGGGCUUCUGCAUGGAGCCCAUUACUGACAACAAGGCGGGCUUCGGCAACAACUUCGCCACGGGGGACAACAAGUCGCUGGCGCAGAACAUGGAGGCAGUGGUGGUGGGCUGCAUGUUCAAGUCCCUCAUCACCCGCUGUGCCUCGACCACGCACGAGCUGCACAGCCCAGAAAACCUGGGUCUGUACUGCGACAUCCGCCAGCUGGUACAGUUUAUAAAAGAGGCCCAUGGAAACGUGUUCCGCAGGGUGGCGCUGAGCGCGCUCCUGGACAGCGCCGAGAAGGUGACUGCCACCAAGAAACCCGACGAGAAGGACGACGGCAAACAGUUCGGGCCAAGAAGGUCUGAGGUGGGUGUGUCCGGGGAGAAGGGUCAGGUGUCCAGUGCUGCAGAUGAGUGUCGCAGCUGCAUCUCCAGUAGACCCCCCCAGACCCCUGAACACGAUGAACAGAUCCCGGGCGCUCUGCUUGGCAGGAAGGACUUCUGGAGGAAGAUGUUUAAGUCCCAAAGUGCCGCCAGCGACACCAGCAGCCAAUCAGAGCAGGACACCUCGGAGUGCACCACCGCACACUCCGGUACCACCACCGACCGACGCUCCCGAUCCAGAUCCCGACGCAUCUCGCUCCGCAAGAAACUUAAACUACCGAUUGCAUGCCGUAGGACCGCCCGCCUCCCCAUCACUCACUCUGUCCUACGAAACUGGCUGAAGCGCUCCUCCCUGUCUGGGCUGACCGACGGCGUGGAGGACCUGCUGGACAUCAGCUCAGUGGACCGGCUCUCCUUCAUCCGUCAGAGUUCAAAGGUGAAGUUCACGAGUGCGGUGAAGCUGUCUGAAGGGGGCGCUGUGGGGCCGGAGUACGGCAGGGACGAGGAGGAGAAUUUCUUCAAGCGGCUCGGACCGCAUGGUUUCCAGGAGCGCUUAGCGGCCAGUCAGGAGGCCAUGAAGAACAAGAACGUGGUCAACCUGGGCGCCAUCCGGCAGGGGAUGAAGCGCUUCCAGUUCCUCCUCAACUGCUGCGAGCCGGGAACCAUUCCUGACGCCUCCAUCCUUGCUGCCGCUCUAGACUUGGAGGCUCCAGUUGUGGCCCGCGCUUCCCUGUUCCUGGAGUGCGCCAGGUUCGUCCACCGCUGCAACCGUGGCAACUGGCCAGAGUGGAUGAAGGGCCACCAUGUCAACAUCACCAAGAAGGGCCUGUCCAGAGGCCGCUCGCCAAUAGUGGGCAACAAGAGGAACCAGAAGCUGCAGUGGAACGCUGCCAAGCAUUUCUGCCAGUGGGGAGAUGCCAUCGGCACCAGGCUCAGUGAGCUCUGCCACUCAGACAGCGAGAGCCCCGCCAACAUCCUGGGCUACGUCUACGACGAAGAGACCAAACGCAGAAUGAGGAAGGAAGAUGAGGAGGAGGACUACUUAGAGGACAACACGGUGAACCCUACGAAGUGCGGCUGCCCUUUUGCCCUGAAGAUGGCCGCCUGCCAGCUGCUGCUAGAGAUCACCACCUUCCUGCGGGAGACGUUCCCCUGCUUGCCUCGCCCUCGGACCGAGCCACUGGUGGACCUGGACAGCUGCCGGCUGCGCCUGGACCCGGAGCUGGGCCGCCAUCGCUACGAGAGGAAGAUCAGCUUCGCCGGCAUCCUGGACGACGAGGACGGCCACGACUCCCUGAACAGCAGCAGCCACACGCUGAAGUCUGACACCGCGGGGGAGGAGAAGAAGCCCCAGGAGGCUCAGGCUCCUGUCAGGAAGAUCCGCAUCGGAGGCUCCCGGCUGCUGCAGAUCAAAGGCGCCCGCAGCUUCCGUGUGAAGAAGGGCGGCUCGCUGUCUUCCAUCCGCCGGGCGGGGAGCCUGAAGAGCACCAAGCUGUCCCGGCAGGAUUCCGAGUCCGAGAACGAGGAGGGGCUGCUUUCCCAGACCCAGAGCAGGGACACCGUCACCGACAUCGGAAGUCCCUUCAGCACCAGUGAGCCCAGCAUUGAGCCUGAGGGCCAGGGAUCAGGAGGAGCUGAAGACAACUACCACCGCAACAUGUCCUGGCUCCACAUUAUGAUCCUGCUGUGCAACCAGCAGAGCUUCAUCUGCACACACAUUGACUUCUGCCACCCGCGCUGCUACCAGCACCACGGCCGCUCCUGUGCCCGCCUCGUCCGCGCCAUCAAGCUGGUCUACGGCGAGUCGGUGGACAGCCUGAGGGAGGACAGCGCCUCUGGUAACGUCGGAGGACGCGCAAAGAAGCACAAGGAGUGUUCAGAUAAAUCCUGCCUGAGAACUCCGUCCAUGAAGAGGAAACCGACCGACUCCAAUGCAGAAGGGAAGAAAGACACUGGCAUGCUCAAGUACAUCCGCAACCAGGUGAUGAGUUUGUCCCCGGCUCCUCUGUCGCUGCUGAUCAAGGCCGCCCCCAUCCUCACCGAUGACAUGUACGGAGACAUCCAGCCCGCCGCCUGGGAGCUGCUGCUCAGCGUGGACGAACACAUGGCAGCCGCCGCUGCCGCCAUGUUUCUCCUUUGUGCCGUCAAAGUCCCCGACGCCGUGACCGAGAUGAUGACGGCAGAGUUCCAGCACCAGGAGGCCUGCCAGCGCAUCAACUCCAUUUUGAAGUUCUACACUCUGUGGCGUUUUCGCUACCAGGUGUGGCCGCGCAUGGAGGAGGGAGCCCAGCAGAUCUUCAAAAUCCCUCCGCCCAGCAUCAACUUCACCCUGCCGUCCCCCAUCCUGGGCAUGCCCUGCGUCCCCAUCUUCGACCCGCCCUGGGUGCCGCAGACCACCGGCAGCGUCCAGGACCCCAUAAACGAAGACCAGUCUAAAUCGUUCUCUGCUCGGGCCGUGUCGCGCUCACACCAGCGGGCCGAGCACAUCCUGAAGAACCUCCAGCAGGAGGAGGAGAAGCGGCGGCUGGGCCGCGAGGCCAGCAUCAUCACGGCCAUCCCCGUGGCCCAGGAGGCCUGCUACGAGCCCACCUGCAGCCCCCCGCCGGAGCAGGAGGAGGAAGCAGAAGAAGUGGUGAACCUGGCGUCCCGCCGCCUCUCCGUCAGCCCGUCCUGCGCCUCCAGCAACUCCCACAGGAACUACUCAUUCCGCCGAGGCUCCGUCUGGUCCGUCCGCUCCAUGGCCAGCGCUGAAGAUGAAGAAAACGCAACUGAUCACACUCCCACACACCACAUGCUUCAGCCUCCUCAAGCUGUCUUCCCAGCAUGCAUCUGUGCUGCAGUCUUACCAAUAGUCCACCUCAUGGAAGAUGGAGAAGUCAGAGAGGACGGUGUGGCUGUGAGUGCUGUUGCACAGCAGAUCCUCUGGAACUGCCUUAUUGAAGAUCCCGCUCUGGUUCUCCGCCACUUCCUGGAAAAACUCACCGUGAGCAACAGACAGGAUGAGCUGAUCUACAUGCUGAGGAAGCUGCUGCUGAACAUCGGCGAUCUGCCCGCUCAGACCUCCCACAUCCUCUUUAACUACCUGGUGGGGCUGAUCAUGUACUUUGUGCGGACGCCGUGCGAGUGGGGCAUGGACGCCAUCUCGGCCACGCUGACCUUCCUGUGGGAGGUGGUGGGCUACGUGGAGGGGCUCUUCUUCAAAGACCUGAAGCAGACCAUGAAGAAGGAGCAGUGUGAGGUCAAGCUGCUGGUCACCGCCUCCAUGCCAGGAACCAAAACGCUGGUGGUGCACGGCCAGAACGAGUGCGACAUCCCCACCCAGCUGCCGGUCCAUGAAGACACCCAGUUUGACGCUCUGCUGAAGGAGUGUCUUGAGUUCUUCAACAUUCCUGAGGCCAGAUCGGCUCACUACUUCCUCAUGGACAAGAGAUGGAACCUCAUUCACUACAACAAGACCUACGUCAGGGACAUCUACCCGUUCCGGCGCUCCGUCUCCCCUCAGCUCAACCUGGUCCACAUGCUGCCUGAGAAAGGACAGGAGCUGAUCCAGAAACAGGUGUUCACCCGGAAGCUGGAGGAGGUCGGCCGGGUUCUGUUUCUGAUCUCGCUGACCCAGCGCAUGCCGGCGGUGCACAAGCAGUCCCACGUGUCGCUGCUGCAGGAGGACCUGCUGCGCCUGCCCUCCUUCCCCCGCACCGCCAUCGACGCAGAGUUCUCCCUCUUCAACGAGCCUCAGGGUAAGGAGCUGUUCGGGCUGGACACCCUCCACAAGGUGCUGUGGAUCAAGCUGCUGGAGGAGAUGUUCCUGGGCAUGCCCAGUGAGUACCCCUGGGGGGACGAGAUGAUGCUGUUCCUCAACGUGUUCAACGGGGCGCUGCUGCUGCACCCCGAGGACAGCUCGCUGCUGCGCCAGUACACCGCCACCGCCAUCAACACGGCCGUCCACUUCAACCACCUGUUCUCGCUGAGUGGCUACCAGUGGAUCCUGCCCACCAUGCUGCAGGUCUACGCGGAUUAUGAGAGCAACCCGUUGCUGCGGCAGGGCAUUGAGUUCUGCUGCCGGCAGUUCUACGUCCUCCACCGAAAGCCCUUCAUCCUCCAGCUGUUUGCCAGCGUCGCACCCCUGCUGGAGUUUACCACCAGCACCAGCACCGGCCUGUCUAAAGGCGUGUCGGCCCAGUGUCUGUUCGACCUGCUGGUGUCUCUAGAGGGGGAGACGCAGGACGCUCUGGACGCUCUGGAGCUGGUCCGGGCAGAGAAACCGCUGCGCUCUCUGGACUUCUGCUACGGUAAUGAAGACCUGGCCUUCUCCAUCAGUGAGGCCAUCAAGCUGUGUGUGACGGUGGUCGCCUACGCGCCGGAGUCCUUCAGGAGCCUUCAGAUGCUGAUGGUGCUGGAAGCGCUGGUUCCCUGCUUCCUUCAGAAGCUCAAGAGCAACACGGCGACAAUGGAGUCUACGUCCGCGGCCAGGGACGAGAUCGCUGCCAUUGCUGCCAUGGCAACAUCCCUGCAGGCCCUGCUGUACAGCUCAGAGACCCUCACCAGACCAAUGACCGCCCCGCAGAUGUCCCGCUGUGACCAGGGACACAAGGGGGGCACCACCGCCAACCACGCCAUGUCCGGAGGCGUCAACACCAGGGACAACCUACACCUGCUGGAGGAGGGCCAAGGCAUGCCGAGGGAGGAGCUGGACGAGCGCCUUGCUAGGGAGGAGUUUCGCCGCCCACGAGAGUCCCUCCUAAACAUUUGCACCGAGUUCUACAAACACUGCGGACCGCGCCUCAAGAUCCUCCAGAAUAUUGCUGGAGAGCCGCGCGUCACUGCCCUGGAGCUGCUGGACAUCAAGUCCCACAUGAGGCUAGCGGAGAUCGCCCAUGCCCUGCUCAAGCUGGCGCCCUACGACACCCUGACCAUGGAGAGCCGAGGCCUCCGGCGCUACAUCAUGGAGAUGCUGCCCAUCACCGACUGGUCGUCUGAAGCUGUGCGCCCCGCCCUCAUCCUCAUCCUCAAGAGGCUGGACCGCAUGUUCAACAAGAUCCACAAGAUGCCCACGCUCAGGAGACAAGUGGAAUGGGAGGCGGCCAGUAAUCUGAUUGAGGGGAUCUGUCUGACCCUCCAGCGCCAGCCUAUCAUCUCCUUCCUCCCACACCUUCGGUCGCUGAUCAACGUCUGCGUCAACCUGGUGAUGGGCGUGGUCGGCCCCUCCAGCGUGGCGGACGGCCUGCCGCUCCUCCACCUCAGCCCGUACCUCUCUCCUCCGCUUCCCUUCAGCACGGCCGUUGUCCGCCUGGUGGCUCUGCAAAUUCAGGCCUUGAAGGACGACUUCCCUCUCAGUCAUGUGAUCUCACCGUUCACCAAUCAGGAGAGGCGAGAGGGGAUGCUGCUCAACCUGCUCAUUCCUUUCGUUCUGACGGUGGGCUCUGGAAGCAAAGACAGCCCCCACCUUGAGCAGCCGGAGAUAUUCCUGCUCCUCCAGACGGUCAUCAACAUCCUGCUGCCCCCUCGGAUCAUCUCCACCUCCCGCACCAAGAACUUCAUGCUGGACGCAUCUCCGGCUCACUGCUCCACGCCCGGAGACACGGGGAAGGACCUGCGCAGGGAGGGCCUGGCAGAGUCCACCAGCCAGGCGGCAUACCUCGCUCUCAAGGUGGUGUUGGUUUGCUUUGAGCGCUCGUUGGGAAACCAAUGGUACCGCCUGAGUCUGCAGGUUAAAGAGAUGGCUCUGAGGAAGGUGGGAGGCUUGGCUUUCUGGGACUUCAUCGACUUCAUUGUGCGAACCCGCAUCCCUAUUUUUGUCCUCCUGAGACCCUUCAUACAAUGCAAGUUGCUGACCCAGCCGGCUGACUCCCAGGAGGAGAUCACGGCGCGGCACCACAUCGCCGACCAGCUGGAGCGCCGCUUCAUCCCCAGGCCUCUCUGCAAGAGCUCGCUGUUUGCAGAGUUCAACAACGAACUCAAGAUCCUCAAAGAGGCAGUCCACAGCGGCUCUGCAUACCAAGGGAAGACAUCAAUCAGCACAGUCGGCACCUCCACGUCGGCCUACCGGCUCAGUCUGGCCACAAUGUCGCGCUCCAACACAGGAACCGGCACCGUGUGGGAGCAGGAGAGCCAGCCGUCACGGCAGCCGUCGCAGGACACACUGAGCCGCACCGAUGAGGACGACGAAGAGAAUGACUCCAUGAGCAUUCCCAGCGUUGUGAGCGAACACGAGGCCUUCCUCCCCAUAGUGAUGUCACAGCGGCGUUUCUCCAGCCACAUCACCGGCUCAGCGGCCGCGCAGCCUGAGAAUCCCCGCACCACCAUGCUGCCCAGCCAAAGUGAACCCAAUGUGCUAGAUGAGUGCCAGGGCCUUCUGCAGGAGGGUAACCUCUCUAGGGUUGCCAGCGUGCAAAGUGAGCCUGGCCAGCAGAACCUCCUGAUCCAGCCGCCGUUGGGAAGAAAGCGUGGACUCAGACAGCUGCGACGCCCCCUGCUGUCCAUUCCAAAGACUGAACCGCGAGGCCGUUCGGGAGCCAGACUCUCCACCACUCGAAGGAGCAUCCAGCCCAAGAACAAACCUCUGGAAACUUUAUUGGACUGUGAAGGUGAGACCCAGCCGUUAACCCCUUUCUCUCCACCCUGCAACGGGCCGCCCCCUUUAUAUCUGCAACCUUAUCCAGUAGGGCGCUCUGCAUGUCUGUCUUGCUCCCCACCCAGUAUUCCCCCCCGCACCUUGCCCCUCAAAUUCCCCCCCUUGCACGGAGACCAGAAGAGGUCUGUGACCUUCACUGAGACUCAAGGUCAACAGGGGGCUCCGGGCGCCACGGAGCCCUCAGGUGAGGGCAGGAAGGCCAGUCCGGCUCCGUCCAAGUCCCCCACCCUGGAGGUGCCGUCUGCCACCGUCACAGCCGACCUGCACGGGUCGGCCAGCAUCCAGGUUCCCGCCGCCCUGAGCAGCAAGGAGAGGAGGGAGCAGUGGGGGCUCCGCAGCAGCCUGUCCCCCCCACCCUCUAUCUCCCGCCCGUCCACCCCCACUCCCCCAUCCCGGACCUGCUCACCCCUCCCCCUGUCCCGCACCUCCUCACCUCUCCCUCCCCCUUUGCCGGUGCUGAGCGUGGCCCCCGCCCCGGGUCCCCCUCCGCCGCCACCACUGCCCCCAGCGUCCAGCAUCAGGGACAGCCCCGGGGACGAGGACACGGCGGCGCUGCUGCCCCGCGGAGACGCCCUGCUGCGGCUGAGCGAGGACGACGGCACAGAGAACCCGCUGCUGGCCCCACUGCUAGGCCCCGCCUCCCCCCGCCGCUCGCCACGCCGCUUCCCACUCCCUCUGUCUCCUGUCGACCUGGACCUGGAUGAGUCCCACGUGUGACAGCAGAAGAAGAGUUUCAUCCUAGUUCAGCUCCACCAGAGUUUUAUUAUCAUUACAACUAUUUCGUUCAUAAAUUCAGAGAUUUAUUUUUAAACUAUAUUUUCAGCCUCAUAUUUAUCAGUCUUAAAUAUUAAAGCUUCUAACAGACAUUUAUAGCAAAAGAAGGAACCCUAUCAUAUUCACAUUCACCACGCCCUCUACAUUUACUGGCACCAUGGUCUAAAGUGUCACUCUAAUGCUGGUUGUUGCAUAUUUUACACGUACCAGAAGGUGUAUAGUUAACACUCUGCUGCCACACAGAGGUUGAAAUUAUACCAGCUAAACCUAAUUUUAGAGAUGUUCAUAAUGAAAUUUUAAUGAUUCGCUUUUGAUAUCAGUCAGCUUGGCAGCAUAAACAACAAUAAUAGAGGCCCGCAGCAUCACAGCUCUUCUACCUUGCUUCACAUUGUCCCAGUUCAGGCUAGUAAACUCCACGUUUACAUUUGUGAUGGUAGGACAGAAAGGGCUCCCCUCCCCCCUUUCACCACAGGUCGUCAAUACGAAGAGAGCAGGUAACAGUUGUCAUGGAAACGGGUUGUGUAGUCUUAGCACAACUUGUAAAUGUUUAAUAAGUGGAUAUUUGGAUAGAAGAAAGAAAACUUGUGAUUAUUCCUUCUGAGUUCCACUUUGAAGAGUGUCUGGCCUCGGUGUCUCAUCAUCUUUAUUUCCCAGGGAAACAGGAAGUCACAGUUUUCAUAGGGAAUUUAAAGGCUGGAGCGCAGGGAAGAUCCUUUCACAGUGAAAAUAUGUGGAGCUAGCUGAGUUGUACUUUAACUAGGACUGUCUCCAUACACCUUUGCUCAUACUGACUACAAUGAAGCUUUGCCAAAACAAAAAGCUAGCUGCAAACAAAAAGAAAAAAAAAUCAUAUGCAGAAAAUCAGCCCACUGUUAGGUACUGUGUCUUUGUACCAAUCUUCACCGGAUUGACCUGUAACUGUAGAGGGCGCUGUCUCUAAAAGCCAUUUUAAAGCUAAUAAAAAGAAUUUAGUCUUUUUUAUUAUGUGGCAUAAGAACAUAUAUUGAGCAUUUAUUUAAUAGAGAGUGAAAAUGUAUUCAUAUGUAUUUGUUUGUCAGUGACUUUAGUCAUACAAAUGUCUAUUUUAAGCCAUCAGGAGCCAACAGAUGAUGGAAAACAAAAAGCGGAGAAGCUUUAACAGCUGGCCCAUUGUUCAGAGAAAAGCAAUAUUUAAUCAGUGCCCCUUUAAAUUAGAUUUAUUGUGUUUUGACUGUGUUCUAAUAGUAAAACAAUAGAAACACACCCGUAGAUUAUCUAGUUAGCUUGUUUGUUGCGCUGCUACGUGUCGAGUUUCUCUUCGUCCUGACGUUUGCGUCGUCGUCGUCCAGCAGAAAAAACUCCAGCUGUGAUGAACCUCGUUGCUGAUCUAAUGCCUUAAGGGAAUCAUUUCAUCUGUUCAGUUCCAGUUGUGUUUACCUGACAUGGUUAGAGGUGUUUUGUGCCAUAAUUAACACCAACGCACUGUGACUCUGGCUGAAUAGCUUCCUGUUUUGUGCUAAUGUAGCUCUUUUCCUGGAAACCUGUAACAAUGGCUGCAUGAGACACAAUGCAGUUUCUUUUUACCUGCUAAAUAAACAGGAUUAACAUGACCUCCUUGGUUCAAUUAUAUUGUCAAAUUUUGCUGUUAUGACUCUUUGCUGCCAGUAGAGGGCAGUAUAUUCCAAACAUACCAGACAAUGUGCUGUUUCCCUUUAAAUGUCUUAUAUUCGGUCUUGCUUGAAUAUUUCUCAGAUAUCUAAAUAAACAAAUAUUGUUUACA